CCUCUUUCCAUUAUUCUCACACCUCCUCCCAUGGUUUCCCUCACACUUCCAACAUGCCCCUUCCCGACAUUCCAAACCCCAAUCUCUCCUCAUCACCAAGGAGGUUUGGAAUGGAUUCGCACAACAGAGACGGCGACGGUAGCGAGUGCUACGCAUGCACGCAGGUCGGAGUUCCGGUUUUCCACUCGACCAGCUGCGACCGCGCCAGCCAGCCCGAGUGGGAGGCAUCCGCCGGUUCCUCCUUGCUUCCCAUAAGGGACCGGACCGGCGCCCAUAAACCGGAUCUCCAGCCUGCCCGGGCCGGCCGGCUGUGGAGCGUGCUGGACCCGCGGAGCAAGCGCGUGCAGCGCUGGAACCGCGCGUUCCUUCUGGCGCGUGGGUUGGCGCUCGCCGUCGACCCGCUCUUCUUCUACUCUCUUUCGAUCGGACGGGGCGGCUCGCCGUGCUUGUAUCUGGAUGGCGGCCUGGCGGCGGCGGUCACGGUGCUGCGGACGUGCGUGGACGCUGUGCACCUCUGCCACCUGUGGCUGCAGUUCCGCCUCGCUUACGUGUCCAGGGAAUCACUGGUUAUUGGUUGUGGGAAGCUGGUGUGGGACGCACGCGCCGUCGCACGUCAUUAUCUCCGGUCGCUCAGGGGCUUCUGGUUUGAUGUAUUUGUGAUCCUCCCAGUUCCCCAGGCAGUGUUUUGGUUAGUAGUGCCGAGAUUGAUAAAAGAGAAUGAGAUACGUGAGAUAAUCAGGAUUAUGCUGCUCAUCUUCCUCUUCCAGUUUCUACCAAAAGUGUAUCAUAGUAUCACUUUAAUGCGAAGAAUGGCCAAGGUCACUGGCUACAUUUUCGGCACCAUUUGGUGGGGUUUCGCCCUUAAUCUCAUCGCCUACUUCAUCGCUUCUCACGUCGCUGGCGGCUGUUGGUACGUUCUCUCUAUCCAACGCGUGGCCAUGUGCCUCAACCAGCGUUGUCAUGACAAUCGAUCCCUCUCGUGCUCUGCCUCUCACUUUGCUAACGCCACGGCAUCUUCUUCUUCUUCUUCUUCUUCUUCUCUGUGUUUGGAUGUUGAUGGACCUUUCCAGUAUGGAAUUUACAAAUGGGCUCUUCCAGUUGUUUCUAGCACCUCCAUCGCCGUCAAAAUACUUUAUCCUAUUUUCUGGGGAUUGAUGACCUUGAGCACUUUUGGGAAUGACUUGGAGCCGACGAGCCAGUGGCUGGAGGUGAUGUUCAGCAUCAGCGCAGUUCUGAGCGGUUUGAUGCUCUUCACUCUGCUGAUUGGUAAUAUCCAGGUGUUUUUGCAUGCUGUGAUGGCGAAGAAGAGGAAGAUGCAGAUAAGAUGCCGCGACAUGGAGUGGUGGAUGAAGCGGCGCCAACUUCCGUCGCAGCUGAGGAAAAGGGUCCGACGCUACGAGCGCCACUGUUGGUCAGCUGUUGGAGGAGACGACGAGAUGGAGAUCAUCAAGGACCUGCCAGAGGGGCUCCGCCGCGACAUCAAACGCUUCCUAUGCCUUGACCUCAUCAAACAGGUGCCGUUGUUCCACAGCUUGGAUGAUUUGAUUCUCGACAACAUAUGCGACCGUGUUAAGCCCAUUCUCAUCUCCAAAGGCGAGAAGAUUAUACGAGAGGGAGAUCCCGUGCUGCGAAUGGUGUUCGUGGUUCGUGGUCGAGUGAAGAGUAGCCAAAACCUAAGCAGAGGAAUUGUGGCGACCAGCUUAAUUGAAGCGGGGGGUUUCUUCGGGGACGAGCUUAUGUCGUGGUGCCUUCGCCGCCCGUUUUUGGAUAGGCUGCCGCCGUCGUCUGCGACGUUUACUUGUAUCGAGUCAACAGAGGCGUUUGGUCUUGAUGCGAACAACCUUAAGUAUAUUACCGAUCACUUCCGAUAUAAGUUCGCAAAUGAGAGGCUGACACGUACGGCUAGAUAUUAUUCCUCGAAUUGGAGGACUUGGGCUGCGGUCCACAUCCAGUUGGGUUGGCGGCGUUACUUGCAACGGACGCGUCGUACGUUAGCCUACACUUCUGCUAACGGGGACAGUCAUCGUCGUCUCAGGCAGUGCGCAGCGAUCUUUCUAGGCAUCCGGCCUCAUGAUCAUCUUGAAUGAGAUCCAAGUGAUACUCUCUUGAUUGUGAGUAUUGAGAUAUCAAUGAUCAAUUAAAAGUCAAAAGAUCAUCAUUCAUUGGAUGUAAACUUGAAUUUUGACAUCUAUAUGGCAAUUGUGAUAGUUGAUUUCAUGAUUACAAA
Salvia hispanica is the source of this 2227-nucleotide messenger RNA. Its product is annotated as cyclic nucleotide-gated ion channel 2-like. The record is from RefSeq and is a predicted model, not a curated record. Lineage: Eukaryota; Viridiplantae; Streptophyta; Magnoliopsida; Lamiales; Lamiaceae.